Molecule: messenger RNA, 1269 nt
Organism: Xiphophorus maculatus (southern platyfish)
Lineage: Eukaryota; Metazoa; Chordata; Actinopteri; Cyprinodontiformes; Poeciliidae
Exons: 3
Coding region: 37-1158 (373 amino acids)
Source: RefSeq, a predicted model, not a curated record
GUUGGGUUGCUUCUGCUUUGACCAGACUGAAGAGGCAUGGAAAUGACUUAUGGACUUGGUUUUGGCAUCUUGCUGAUUUGCUUAGUUCAAGCAGAACUUGCUGGUUGUUCUUGGGCUAAGGACGCACAUGGACCCCAGAACAGCAACACAAACUCUGCCUUCCCUCCACCAGAUGGCAUACUGAGAAAAUUCAGCAGCAAUUUCCAGAGCCAACUCAAACAAGACUUCUUCUCUCCUCCCUCAAUCCAGGUCCAGACCAGUAGUUUCAACACUGAGCCUGCAGCGAAAAGUGGUUACGAUAGGAAGCCCUCCACCAGCGGCCUAACACAACCCCACCCUCAACCAGUUCAAAGCUCAGGGAGGCUGGUGAAGAACACCAGCUGGUCAAAACCCAAGAGCCAGAGCACUUUGCCUGCUCAGCAGAGUCCAAGGGUAAGCCAAAGGGAAGGCUACUCCUUCAGGUCAGCUUCCUCUUAUGGGCAAAAGGGCUCAUCAGCCAUUUUGUUUGGUCCGGUUGGUCCUGGUCCACGUAGUUCUAUUCGGAUGCAGACGUUUGCUAAGGGUCGUGCAAGAAAAGUCCCAUCAGGCCGUGCAUCUCAGGGUGCCAACGUCAGGAGUUUCUCGCCUCACGCUGCAGCUGGGAGGUUUUAUCCCAGUCCACAGUUCGCUCUAAAAACCGGAGACUACAGGCCAAGGAGUCGGCUCACUGGCCUGGCUGGUUCCAGAAGUGGAAGAGAGGGAGAGUCCGUUCUGGGGUUUGCUCCAGUAAUGGUCUAUGACCUUCCAGAACCCUUCGGCGGCUCGGCCAUCAGACGGCUGAAGAGACCUAUUGAGCAGGCGACACCUCCACAGAGGGCACCGCCUUACAAACCUGAACGAACAAACAGCCAUUCGGGAUAUGAUUGGAGCAGGAUGAAGCAGAACCAAGGGCCAGUCCAGAAGCCAUUUUGGAUCACCACACCAUCACCAUCGUCUGAUGGUGAAUCACCACCAUUCACCAUCAGACGGCUGGUGAGACCUAUUGAGCAGGAGACACCUCCACAGAGGGUACUGCCUUACAAACCUGAACAAACAAACAGCCAUUCGGGAUAUGCCUGGAGUAGGAUGAAGCAGAACCAAGGGCCAGUCCAGAAGCCAUUUUGGAUCACCACACCAUGACCUCAGAGGGCAUCGGCGUCCAAUCCUGACCUCCCCAGUGUUCAUCCAGCCUCCAAAUGGUCUAAGUUCAAGCUGCCCUAUAGACGCUAAACCUAAUGUCUUCAAUUUUAA